This is a messenger RNA of Crotalus tigris (Tiger rattlesnake), 4529 nucleotides long. RefSeq names its product L3MBTL histone methyl-lysine binding protein 3 (gene L3MBTL3). NCBI's taxonomy places the organism in Eukaryota, Metazoa, Chordata, Lepidosauria, Squamata, Viperidae. Gene Ontology annotation, biological process: regulation of DNA-templated transcription. Gene Ontology annotation, molecular function: protein binding; zinc ion binding. The record is from RefSeq and is a predicted model, not a curated record. The coding region runs from base 930 to 3428 and encodes 832 amino acids. The transcript has 22 exons. Gene Ontology annotation, cellular component: nucleus.
GGUUUGGCGACCGCCGUGAAAUGGUCAUUCGACCCCAAAUGGGGUCCCGACCCACAGGUUGAGAACCACUGCCCUAGUGUAAGAAGCAGUUGAUAUUGUUUUGAAGGGUGAUAGCUCUUUUGUUUUUUUGGCAAAUUGCUUCGUGGAGGUAAAUCUGGUUGAUCAAUGAAUUAAUUAUGACAAAUUCUACAAUUUAGAGUCAGUUUUCAUUUUAAAUCUUUGAAAUCAUGGCAAACUGAAGUUGUUAAGAUCACUGCUUUUGUGACCAUACAACAGAAUAAAUAUUUGAUUAUGAUUUGAAUUGUAAAGAGCAAUAAACACCAGCAUUUAAUUUGAUUUAUGUAAUUAUCAUAAAUAUCUUCAAUUUUGAACUGUAUCCUAGAUUAAAAAUAUAUAUUUUUGUUCUUGUUGAAACCAAUGAAUUCAUCAUAAUGAUGGAUUCAUAGCUAAAGGAUAUGUCCUAAUAAACUUUUAGUGAAAUCUAUUCUUACAAGUAAGGUUUAUUCUAUCUCAGUUCCAUUAUUUCAAUUAUAUUAAGUCUAUAUCUUUUGGAUCUGACUGAAAUAAAUAAAAAUAAAAUAGAUUAAAUCUAUAUUUAUCUCUCUUGUUCUUACAGCAUCUGAAAUUAUAAAUUAAGCAGUUGCAUAAUUAGCAUCCUCUAGUUACGAGACAAAAAUUAAAAUGAAGAGUUUGGAAUUAAAAAUAUCAUAGGAUUUAUCAUGGUUUUUUUUUAAAUUUCUUUUAAAUAUUUUUAUAGCACUUCCCAUUCCAAGCGUCUGCCAGCUCUGCGUGCAUUAAAAUACUGUGUUUCCAAUAAAACGUAUAAAGCAAUUUAAAAGCUUAAACUUUGUAAAGUAUAUAAAAAGGCUAUUAUUGUAGCAGUGCUAUUAGAAGGCAUCAAAUGCCAGGGUAAAUUCCCAAAUAAUAUUAUGCUGAAACACAGGACUUCUGGGGAGGAAACAGCAAACCGAAGACAGAACAGACCCAGUGACUGCAACAGAAUGAAGAGCCUGGUAUCCACCAUGAAUGAACCAGCUUGUAGUGGAAAUGGGCAAGAUUUUGAUGUAUUUAGUGUAAUGGACUGGAAAGAUGGAAUUGGUACCUUGCCUGGAAGCGAUUUGAAGUUUUGUGUGAAUGAAUUUGGUGCUCUAGAAGUAAUCACCGAUGUAACAGAGAUGGAAAGUGUUAAGAAGGCUACAGCUACCACAACUUGGAUGGUGCCAACUGUCCAGGAAGCAUUCUCAGAAAAAACAGACAUACCACCAAAAUUGAAGGAAACUGCCAAGGCAGAUGGGCUUCAUUUUUGUGAAAAUUAUUUUCAGUCCGGAACAUCAGUGGAGUUUGUAGCUGGAGAAAGAGCUUGCAGCCAAAAAUGUGCUCAUCUGUUUAAAAACAAGGAAUCAAAGGAGGAAAAAGAUGUGUCCGAAUGCAGUGAUGAAGACUAUUCUAAGGGCAUUCAAAAGAGAAAAAGCAAAUUGCCAUCCAAAGGAGAGGUUAUUGAAGAAAAGGAUAAAGACAAGGAAACUGAAGAGAACUCUGAAGGAAGAAUACUGAGGGUAUCUCAAAGAGCCACAAGGAAAAGGAAACGAGAGGUGGCAAUUUUAAAACAAACUUUAAUGUCAAAGGGAAAGAAAGCGUGGAGUUGGUCUUCAUAUUUGGAAGAAGAAAAGGCUACAGCAGCACCUCCUAAGAUUUUUAAAGAGUACCAGUCCUUCCCAUACAACAAAAAUGGAUUCAAAGUUGGAAUGAAACUAGAAGGAGUGGAUCCUGAGCAUCAGUCAAUGUAUUGUGUGCUUACAGUAGUAGAGAUUUGUGGCUACAGAAUUCGACUUCAUUUUGAUGAAUAUCCAGACUGUUAUGAUUUUUGGCUGAAUGCUGAUUCUUCAGAUAUUCACCCUGUUGGGUGGUGUGAGAAAACCGGGCAUAAGCUUCAUCCACCAAAAGGUUAUAAAGAAGAUGAAUUUAAUUGGCCUGCAUAUCUGAAGAAAUGUAAAGCUCAGGCUGCUCCUAAAUCCUUGUUUGAAAACCAAAACACAACUGUGAUCCCAUCAGGUUUUCGAGUAGGGAUGAAGCUUGAAGCAGUAGACAAAAAGAACCCUGCUUUCAUAUGUGUUGCUACAGUAACUGACAUUGUGGACAACCGUUUCCUGGUUCAUUUUGACAACUGGGAUGAAAGCUAUGACUACUGGUGUGAAGCAGCUAGUCCACAUAUUCAUCCCGUUGGAUGGUGUAAAGAACAUAGAAAAACACUUGUAAUUCCUCCAGACUAUCCUCAUGGCAAACAUUUUUCUUGGGAAAAAUAUUUGGAAGAAACCAGUUCUUUACCUGCACCUGCUAGGGCUUUUAAAGUGAAACUUUCUCAUGGAUUUCAGAAGAAUAUGAAACUUGAAGCUGUUGACAAGAGGAAUCCUGCGCUUAUUAGAGUAGCUACUGUGGUUGACACAGAAGAUCAUAGAAUUAAAAUCCACUUUGAUGGCUGGGACAGUAUUUAUGACUAUUGGAUUGAUGCAGAUAUCCCAGAUAUACAUCCUGCAGGCUGGUGUGGAAAAACUGGACAUCCUCUUCAGCCUCCUCUUAGUCCACUGGAAUUAGUAGAAGCUUUAGAACAAGGAGGGUGCCCUACAGCAGGCUGCAGGGGAGUUGGACACAUAAAAAGAGCCAGGCAUAUGGGCCAUCACAGUGUGGUCAACUGCCCCUAUUCUGAAAUAAACCUGAACAAAGAGCAUAUUCUUUCAGACCGUUUAAGUGGAGAGACCCCUCCAAAUAAUCAAUCUAUGCAUUGGAAUCGAAAGUCAGAAAUAAAUGAAAGAUCAGCCUCUCCUAUAAUCAAUAACAGAAAAUGUGCCAGUCCCAGUCACACUGGAGUUAAGCCUGCACCUCAUAUACAGUCUUCAAAGGAGGAAGAUACAGAUGUGAAACUUCUUUGCAAAAAGCCUUUAAUGUGUGAUGUCAAAGAAGAAAACUACAGGGGAGAGCAGGCCAAGGAACUCACUGGGAAAGAUGACUGUGAAGAAAGAAAAACGGAAAAUGAAGUAUUGUCUAUAAAUGAAACCAAAGAUAGCAAGGAAACCAAUAACAGAAAUUCCCAUCUGCAGCCAGUCAUUUUAUCUUCCAAGCUCACAAUUCCUGCAUUUCCUUUGCGGUGGGAACAGCACAGUAAGCUCCUUCCUACAGUGGCUGGGAUUCCUGCUAGUAAAGUUUCUAAAUGGAGCACAGAUGAGGUCUCAGAGUUCAUUCGGAGUUUGCCAGGUUGUGAGGAGCAUGGCAAAGUAUUCAAAGAUGAGCAAAUCGAUGGGGAAGCUUUUCUUCUAAUGACCCAAGCAGACAUUGUCAAAAUAAUGAGUAUUAAACUGGGACCAGCUCUAAAAAUCUUCAAUUCCAUCCUGAUGUUCAAAGCUGCUGAUAAAAACUCUCAUAAUGAACUCUGAUAAAAGGUCUCCAGGGCAACCUCUGCACUGCAGCCAAUGUUUUACCCAAAGCACAAAGAUACAGAAAGAGAACCUAGGAUGAACAUUUCAAAGGAAAAAAGUUUAAGUGCAUGAAAUAGAGAUACUUUCCAAAAAUUAGGGCAACUGGACACUUCUGAGAAGUGCUUAAGGUUUUUAGCAAGAUAAAAAAUUUAGUAAGAACAUAAAGUUUGCCAACCUGGUGGCUUUAAUUUUCCUACAAUUAGCCACCUUAAUUUAAUUGGGGAACAAAUAACUAAGAACAUAUUGGAAUCAUGGUUAUAUUAGCUUUUUUUUAAGGAGUCACAAAAUAUGUACUUCGUGAAUUUACCCAUUGGGCUUAGUUAAUCUCUGUCCUAUUUGACCAUUUUCAUAAGAAAUUUUUCACAACUUAAAAAUAGUUUGGGUGCAAUUAGUUAAUGGAAAUGGUUAACUCUUUAAUUUUGCACUACAUUGAAAACUGCUAUUGACCCUGGUUGGUUUAUUCUAAGAAAACAUUGCUGAAGAUCAGUGCUGGUUUUUUAAAAUUAUUUUUGCAUGGUUAAAAGAAAAAGAAAUACUUCCAGUAGCAUAUUUGAUACGAAGUUAUUAAUAAGAACUACAAAAAGUUAAUGUAAUUAUAUUUCAUGUUGCAUUAUAUUACUUUAGUUCAUUCUGUUAAAAUAGAUACCAAUUAAAUGUGCAUAUGCAGAAUAAAAAUCCUGCAGUGUAAAAAAACCCACCUUUUUUAUAAGGAAUUAAAUUAGUUGAACAGAAAUAUUAACUCAAUAAUCUAAAAAUAGCAGUAAGGGAAAAGUUAAAACAGUUCUAUCCAAUUUAAAAGGAAUUUGUAGAAGUUAGGUCACGCGACUUUAACAUGUGCAAUAGAAAACAAUGUGAAACAAGAUCACCAAGGGUUAUAUUGCAUUGUUCUGUUCAGUCUUUUUUAUAAAUGUUGCAUCUUUUAUAUUUUGUUUGGACUUUUUACACUUAAAAUUGCAUUUAAAAUUGUUAUGCUUCAUAACUGCCAAAAUGUGGAAGAUUUUUGUAUGACUCAUUUUUCAUGCAGUUGGUUUGUAUCAAUAUUAGUACAGUCAUAUUUUU